AUGGCCAAAACACCCGUGUCGCCAAUCAAAGGACUACCUGUAUGCCAGGAUGCAAGUGGAUGCCCUGCAAUUCAUAAAAAAGUUGGGAAAAACAAAUACAUAUGUGCGGCCAACUUUUUUUUCCGUAUUGAGGCCUUCGUUAAAUUUCCAGCCAGCGAAAUAAGAAAAUAUAACGGAUAUAUAUUGCUUGUGCAACGAGUUGAUGGAGUUGCCAUGUAAGUGAUAUUUUAUUUGUCUAUAUAUUAUUCGUUAGUUUAUCACAUUUAACACAGAUAUAUAAUGACAUCAUUUGUUCGUGAAACACAAUACUGAUUUCAUGUUAUAAUUGUUUGCAUUUCAUUAAUAGGGAGUGCUACGUAACUGUCUCUGAAAUGGAGUCCGUCAAAACCUUUAAAGCCAUUAAUCGCACUUUUGCAGAGAAAGGUGGUGUUAUCUGGCAAGGCAUCAAUGAAAUACAGCUAUCCACGUAUAUCAUGGACAAGUUGAAGGAGUUUUCGCAAUCCCCAGAUGCAACAAGGCUACACGAAUCGCUAAUUAUUGGAAGUCAACCAAACUUCAAGACAAUCGAUGUCAAUGGGGAUUUUGUGGAUGACCCGGAUAAUGACCCAGGAAUUGAAAUGGAUGGAAAUGUUUAA
Paramuricea clavata is the source of this 635-nucleotide messenger RNA. The record is from the annotation of a GenBank genome assembly. NCBI's taxonomy places the organism in Eukaryota, Metazoa, Cnidaria, Anthozoa, Malacalcyonacea, Plexauridae.